AUGCCGCACAAGGUCUACAAGAUGCCUACCUCCAACGUAGUGAACGGCGACUCCCCUCACUCCGCUACCAUCAGGCACCUUCUCACAUACCCCUGCGUCCAAGAUGGUGUGAGAACAGUCAAAUCGACUUCCGUCGGCUCCAAGGCCGUUGACCUCAGCAAUGGUGUCUACCAAUCCCUCGCCCAGAACGUAUUCCCCUACCUCGCCGGCCCUUACUCAUUCGUCGCCCCCUACGUGGAACGAGUCGACAGCGUCGGCGACAAGACCCUCGAGGUCAUCGAGGAGAAGUUCCCUGUCGUGAAGAAGCAGCCGGGCGAGAUCGUCGAGGGAACCAAACAGAUGAUCUUCUCUCCUUAUCACGCCGGCCGCUCCGUGAAGGAAUACGUUCUCUCCAUCUUUGAGACCAAGAAGCAAAGCUGCGGCGACUCCUGGACCGCCUACCCCACGGCCGUUGUCGCCACGACCUUCUACCUCAUCGGUGAGACAGCCAUCAACGCCGGGGAUUACAUCAUCCACAAGAAGGAAGAGGAGGAAGGCAAGACGGGCGCUCAGAGGCCCGCUCAGAGACCCGCCAGCGCCAACUAGGCCCGGCAAACUUAAUCUUCAAGUGGCUGGCAGGUCGGGUGUACAACCAUUGUACUACACUUAGUUCAUGGCGACAAGCAGCGACUGAUGAUACCCGAUACCCCAAUUUCUUUUGUCUUCCUCUUAGUCAUGUAAGGGGCGGCAGCAACAGCUUUAUCCUUUUUUUCUCUACCCUUUUUUGACACAAUUAUCAAACUCGACAAAUCUGGAUAUGGAUCUUUCAUCUUCACGGCCUGGUCGUCUUGUUCGAAGCAAUCACUCUUUUUUUCAUGUUCGUUUGUUCAUACGGCAUCGUUGACUAUUUCUUUUGUUUUUUUCUGUUGGGUUAGGGAGGGUGACGGAGAGAAAAGAAAACUGUUUGUUUGUGUCCUGUUUUGUUUACUACCAGGCAGAGAUAGUUUUUUUUUUUUUUGGUCUGGAUUUCAAUUGUAUAUAUAUUUGGAAAGGAUAGAUGGGAUGAAAUAGAUGGUUAUGAAAUCGGUUCAUUACAUUUUGAUAUUGUUUGCG
Podospora bellae-mahoneyi is the source of this 1092-nucleotide messenger RNA. RefSeq lists its product as uncharacterized. The transcript is spliced from 2 exons. The record is from RefSeq and is a predicted model, not a curated record. Lineage: Eukaryota; Fungi; Ascomycota; Sordariomycetes; Sordariales; Podosporaceae. The coding region runs from base 1 to 585 and encodes 194 amino acids.